AUGCGACACGGCAUACGAGCCCCGUGGACCACAUACCCAUUGGAUCCGUUCGCGGCCAACAACUCGCAGCGAUUCCCGAAUGGAGGCUCACAAUUAACAGAUGCUGGCAUUGAGCAGGCGUACAACAUGGGCAAGUAUUAUAAGCAACGGUACGGUAAAUUCAUCACGGCCAAUCCCAAACGAGCUUACCUAAGAGCGUCGGCAGCCCAGCGCUGUAUCGACACCCUGUCCAUUGUGACCAAGCAACUUUGGCCACAGGAUAGUGAUGAGAAAAAGCAAUGGCAACCGAUGAUUUUCUCAUUGCCACAGAAGAUCGAUAGCAUAUUAUACGAAGAGCCAGACUGUCAGAGCGCUGAGGACGAGGAGCACAACAACUUGAAGACACCGGCAGUACAGGCAUACGAGGCCGACCCUAAGAUACAGGAAUUAUACAAAUUCACGAAAGAAAAAACUGGUCUUAAGGACGACAUGUAUUCAGUGACCAAAGCGUUUGACUGCAUUCGCUGCGAGCGUCUAAAUGGCCUCCAGAGCCCAGAGUGGGCCACACCCGAGAUCUACGACCGUAUGGGCGACGUGUUGUCCCAUAGGCUUAACUUUUUCUAUAGCUCUACCAAAGCCCAGAGACUUAGGGCCGGACCCAUUCUCGAAGACUUUAAGAAAAACAUGGACAAUGUUAUUAACGCCAAGGACACUGAUAAGACCAAGAAUGUUUUUAUUUAUACGUCGCAUGACUUCAAAAUAGCAUCGGUGUUAUCCGCUUUGGGUGACCCGCAGCCCAAAUACCCGCCGUUCGCCGGAGCCGUCAUAUUUGAAUUGCACAAGAUUGGCGAUAAACACGUGGUGCGGGCCCUGUACAUGGACCAGACAGAGAAAUGGCCGUACACGGGCAUUAAACUGCCCUUGACCAAAUGUGCGGCACGAGCUGCCACAGGUGCUGAUGCUAAGGGUGCUGAGUGCACGUUUGAUAAUUUUGUGGCCUCGGUGGCCGACCUGACCCCGGUCGAUUGGCGUACCGAGUGCGAUUUAGGGUGCUCAAAGUAUGACCCGUUUAAAUCGGCCGAGGAGAACCUUGGUAAAACAUAA
Molecule: messenger RNA, 1083 nt
Organism: Medioppia subpectinata
Lineage: Eukaryota; Metazoa; Arthropoda; Arachnida; Sarcoptiformes; Oppiidae
Source: the annotation of a GenBank genome assembly